Meloidogyne enterolobii is the source of this 603-nucleotide messenger RNA. NCBI's taxonomy places the organism in Eukaryota, Metazoa, Nematoda, Chromadorea, Rhabditida, Meloidogynidae. The record is from the annotation of a GenBank genome assembly.
AUGUCACGUCCCGAACUUUUACCACCGGUACACUACACUACAGCCAAAAUAUUUUUAGCUGUCGACUUUUUCAAUCGAAUAAAUUUACUCUAUGGAAUAUUGGCUGAUAGUUGUACAGUAGAAUCGUGCCCAACAAUGUGUGGAGGAGCAAAAUACGAGUAUUUGUGGCAGGAUGGAGUUGAAUACAAAAAACCGACAAGGCUGCCUGCUAAAGUAUUCGGACACGAAUUUUUUUCGUAUUUUUUUAUUUUUAAGGAUUACAUGCACAAAUUAAUGGAUUGGAUUGAAGAGCGUAUAAAUAAUGAGAAAAUUUUCCCUUCUACUACUGAUGUUCCCUUUCCCAAUGAUUUUCGACAAACUUGCAAGAAAAUAUUGUCAAGACUUUUCCGGAUAUUUGUUCACAUUUAUAUUCAUCACUUUGAAAAGCUUGUUCAGAUUGGAGCGGAACCACACGCCAACAUGCUUUACAAACAUUAUUAUUAUUUUGUUACUGAAUUUUCACUGGUUACUCAACGAGAAUUGGAUGCUUUGAAAGACCUGACUGCAAGAUUAAUUACAAAUACGGCCAAUUCACAACAACAACAGAGUGCUACAAAAAAUUAA